Molecule: messenger RNA, 561 nt
Organism: Candida dubliniensis CD36
Lineage: Eukaryota; Fungi; Ascomycota; Pichiomycetes; Serinales; Debaryomycetaceae
Exons: 1
Coding region: 1-561 (186 amino acids)
Biological process (GO): endoplasmic reticulum to Golgi vesicle-mediated transport; intracellular protein transport
Cellular component (GO): endoplasmic reticulum; endoplasmic reticulum membrane
Source: RefSeq, a predicted model, not a curated record
AUGAGUCUCCAAAUGUCAUUAGUAUUUUGCACCUUAAUUGGUCAAAUGAUUACUUUAUUGGUUUUAGUUUUACCAUUACCCUAUGUUGUUCGACAAAAAAUCGUCGACUUGACAUUUGCAUUGCAAAAGAACCAAAACUUUCGAGUUGGAAUUGUGUUUUCUAUCAUAUUGAUGAGUUUACAACUUUUAGAUUGCAUACAAAGGUUGAAUAAAUAUGCAGAUGCCGAAACCAACCCACAUUUCCCGGGAAUUGAUUACGAUCGAUUGGCCAGUAAAUUUUAUUCUCAAAGAAACCUCUACUUGAGUGGCGCAAUUUUAUACUUGCAAGUUGCUAUUGGAACUGUCGUUACUAUUGUUAGAAAAAUGGUUUUGAAGGAAAAACUUUACCGUGAAGCAAACAUAAAGCCAGCAACAGAUGAUGAAGCUACAGAAGUUGAGAAAUUGAAGCACUUGAUUGAUUUGAAACAACAAGACAUUGAUACAUUUAAGAAGCAAGUUGAAGGUUUACAAAAAGCUUACAACUCUUUGACACCACAAGAAGAGAAAAACAAGAAUGAAUAA